Molecule: messenger RNA, 1659 nt
Organism: Hibiscus syriacus
Lineage: Eukaryota; Viridiplantae; Streptophyta; Magnoliopsida; Malvales; Malvaceae
Product: serine-threonine kinase receptor-associated protein-like
Exons: 7
Coding region: 380-1399 (339 amino acids)
Biological process (GO): spliceosomal snRNP assembly
Cellular component (GO): SMN complex
Molecular function (GO): protein binding; RNA binding
Source: RefSeq, a predicted model, not a curated record
GUUUUGUUUUCAUCGCUCUGUGCCUGACUUUAGAUUUCCGUAAACACAACUGGCUAACUUUUUUUGCAUCAUCCAUCAUCAUCUUGCUCAGAGCUCAGGGUUAGGAGGUGUGGACUAACGCGAUCGAUUCCCAAAUCUCACUGAUCAUAGCGUCUUUCCCACCUGUAUUAAACUACCGCCAUUCCCUUUUCUUCUUCAUUACAAAUCUCUCUCUCCCUCUCUCUCUGUGCGUAUAUUCUGAUUCAGAAAAGUACCCAGAAAGAAAAUAAGUCCAAGUUGUGUUUUUUAAUUUUUGGGGUUUGUGUAGAUUUGCUAGAGAUUAAGCACAAAAUUGUUUUCCCCCCUUAUUUGUUUUGAUUUUUUGAGUCGCGGGAAGAAAAUGGAUAAGAAAAAGGUUGUUGUCCCACUUGUAUGCCAUGGCCAUUCACGUCCUGUUGUGGAUCUCUUUUACAGUCCUGUCACCCCAGAUGGUUUUUUUCUUAUCAGUGCCAGCAAAGAUUCCAGUCCCAUGCUGAGGAAUGGAGAAACUGGAGAUUGGAUAGGAACAUUUGAAGGACACAAGGGUGCAGUGUGGAGUGUUUGCUUGGACACAAACGCUUUGCGUGCUGCUUCUGCUUCUGCUGACUUUUCUGCGAAAGUGUGGGAUGCACUAACUGGUGAUGUCUUGCACUCAUUUGAGCACAAGCAUAUAGUUCGAGCCUGUGCUUUUUCAGAGGAUACGCACCUUCUAUUAACUGGGGGAGUGGAGAAAGUCCUCCGUAUUUAUGAUUUGAAUCGUCCGGAUGUGCCUCCAAGAGAAGUGGACAAAUCACCUGGUUCAGUCAGAACCGUUACUUGGAUGCAUAGUGAUCAGACAAUAUUAAGUUCUUGCACGGAUAUGGGGGGUGUCAGAUUAUGGGAUGUAAGGAGUGGUAAAAUAGUUCAAACGCUAGAAACCAAGUCAUCUGUGACCAGUGCGGAAGUGAGUCAAGAUGGUCGAUAUAUCACAACUGCUGAUGGAUCUACUGUUAAGUUCUGGGAUGCGAACCACUAUGGGUUGGUCAAAACCUACAACAUGCCAUGCACGGUUGAGUCAGCUUCACUGGAACCCAAAUAUGGAAAUAAGUUUGUUGCUGGAGGAGAAGAUAUGUGGGUUCGCGUUUUUGAUUUCCAUACUGGAGAUGAAAUAGCAUGCAACAAGGGUCACCAUGGUCCUGUACAUUGCGUACGUUUCUCACCUGGAGGGGAAUCGUAUGCCUCAGGAUCCGAGGAUGGAACGAUUAGAAUAUGGAUGACAGGCCCUUUGACUCACGAUGACACUGAACCGAUCGCAGCCAAUGGGUCGGUUAGGAAGGUGAAGGUUGCUGCAGAAGACGUUUCGAGGAAGAUUGAGGGCUUCCAUAUUGCAGAAGAGAGUUAGACCAAAGAGAAAGAAACGUGGAAGGAAUAAUAAGUAACGAGGGUGAUGAUUUCUUCCUUUAUCUUAUCAGUCGAUGCAUGACCGCAUUUAUCCAAGUUAUUGAAAAUAGUUUUUCUUGUCAGAGAUAGAGACUAGACAAAGCUGUAGUUUUUGUAUUGUCUAUAUAGUCUUCAUGCAUUUAGCAUAUGUAGACGAAGACCAAUGGUUUUAUAAAAAGAUAUAAUAAUGGCACCGGUAGUAUUCUGGUGCGCUUUAAUUAA